This is a messenger RNA of Choloepus didactylus (southern two-toed sloth), 8081 nucleotides long. It is a transcript of the gene GOLGA3, whose product is annotated as golgin A3. The record is from RefSeq and is a predicted model, not a curated record. The coding region runs from base 417 to 4928 and encodes 1503 amino acids. The transcript has 24 exons. Lineage: Eukaryota; Metazoa; Chordata; Mammalia; Pilosa; Megalonychidae.
UCCGUUUCAGGCCUGUUCCGGGUGGACGCCAUCCCGACCCUACGUCCAGGGCAGCCCCGGUGGUAGUGCGUCUACCGGCGAGCAGAAGGGGCCAGUCUCGCUCCCGGAACGGAGGCGGUGCACCCCUCGUUUCCCGGGGGCCCGAGCCUGUUGCACCGCGCCCCGCCCCUCACACGGCCACGUCUCCGCCUGUAGCCUCCGGGGCCGCCGCCGCGGCUGCCGCAGCGCCAGGGUACCACACUAUUUGUUAGCUUGACUUCAAGCCAUUUAUGAGACUUCCUAUAAACUUUCUCCACAAAAUGAGAAACACAGAGCAGUCCUUCAGAAGGGCUCUUGGCUGUUGCUAAUGGAGAGAAGCCACAUUUACAAGCAGUUCCUCUAGAGCCCUGUGUCCCGUCAGCCUGUGCUUGGUGGCCAUGGACAGUGCAUCUGCUGUGCGGGGUGGCCUCGGGGAGCACGGGUCCCACAGUGGCACCUCCGCUCACCCAGAGGCCGUCCUGCAGCCCCCAGGCACGGUGGUGCUGCUCGACCGGCAAGACGAAGCCCGGAGUGUCAAUGUGAGAGUAAACAAAAUUUCAAAUGAAAGAGAAAGCCUGGAUGUGCCCAGCAAGGGGGACGUCUGCCAGAAUGGGCCAGUGUCUCAGGCCCCAGAGCCCCCACUGUCUCCUGAUCCUGCCACAAGCCCAGCGGGUCCCAAUGCAUCCCCAGGUGUGGCUGGUUUCCAUGACAACCUAAAGACGGCUCAGGGAACUAGUGCUGAGGGCAGUAUUAGAAACGAAGCUUUGCAGUCUCUCAAACUAAGUCUUCCUAUGCAAGAAACGCAACUGUGCUCAGCAGAGGCUUCCCUGCCCCUGGAGAAGGAGGAGCAGGUCCGCCUGCAGGCUCGGAGGCGGCUGGAAGAACAGCUGGAGCAGUACCGAGUGAAGCGGCAGCGGGAGAGAUCCCAUCAACCUGCAACUAAAACAAGACCUUUUAGCACCCUUGAUCCUGAGCUCAUGCUAAAUCCAGAAAACCUACCAAGGGCCAGUGCCGUGGCUAUGACAAAAGAAUAUUCCUUCUUGCGCACCAGUGUUCCCCGGGGGCCGAAGGUGGGCAGCUUAGGGCUCCUGGCUCAUCCUAAAGAGAAAAAAAGUUCCAAAUCAAGCAAAAUUCGGUCUCUGGCUGAUUACAAAACUGAGGAUUCAGGCACUGGGAGCUCUGGCGGGAACAUGCUGGCUGCUGACCCAAUCAGGGGCUCCGUGAAGCAGAACAGAAGUGGCGUGGCAUCCGUGGUGUCCGAGAUCAGCCUGCCUCCGGACGCCGAGAACCGUCUGGAGGACGCCUUGCUGGCUGGAGACGGUGUGUCCGAGGCUGACGGAAGUGAGGCCGGGGUGAGGCUGGAUGGGGACGACAGCGACAGCUCAUCGUACAGCAGUGUCUCCAUUCGAGGGGUGGUGGGCAGUCGGGAGGCUUCCUAUGUGGUCAAUGGCCAGGAGAUCACCGUGGAGGCCAUGGGCCGGUUUCCUUCGAUUAAGGACGUCCUCCAGGCUGCGGCAGCCGAACAUCGCGGUCAAAGGCGGGAGAUUGACGGAGAAGGGCAGAGCCGGAGGGACAGCAUUUCCAGCAGCGCAUCCCUGGAGAGCUCUGUUGCUGAAACUCAUGAUGAAAUGCUGCAGGUUCUUAAAGAAAAAAUGAGGCUUGAAGGACAGCUGGAAGCUUUAUCAUUAGAGGCCAGUCAGGCACUUAAGGAAAAGGCAGAGCUGCAAGCACAGCUUGCCGCCCUCAACACGCAGCUUCAGGCGCAGGCCGAGCACAGCCGCAGCAGCCAGCAGGAGCAGGACUCCCUCAGCUCUGAAGUAGACACCUUGAAGCAGUCUUGCUGGGAUCUGCAGCGAGCAAUGACUGACCUGCAAAGCAUGCUGGAAGCCAAAAACGCUAGCCUGGCCUCCUCCAACAACGAUCUGCAAGUGGCAGAGGAGCAGUACCAAAGGCUCAUGGCCAAAGUGGAAGACAUGCAGAAAAGCAUGCUCAGUAAGGACAGCACGGUGCAUGACUUGAGACAGCAGAUGACAGCCUUGCAGAACCAACUACAACAGGUACAGCUGGAGCGCACAGCCCUGACCAGCAAGCUGAAGGCCUCCCAGACGGAGAUUGCAUCUCUGCAGAGCAUCCGGCAGUGGUACCAGCAGCAGCUUGCCCUGGCACAGGAGGCCCGGGUCAGGCUGCAGGGUGAGAUGGCCCACAUCCAGGUUGGACAGAUGACCCAGGCAGGCCUCCUGGAGCACCUGAAGCUUGAGAACGUGUCCUUGUCCCACCAGCUGACGGAAACACAGCACAGGUCCAUUAAGGAGAAGGAGCGCAUUGCUGUCCAGUUACAGAGCAUCGAGGCCGACAUGUUGGACCAGGAAGCUGCCUUUGUUCAGAUUCAAGAGGCCAAGACGAUGGUGGAAGAGGACCUCCAGAGGAAGCUGGAGCAGUUUGAGGACGAGAAGGAGCAGCUGCAGAAAAUGGCUGACUCCGCGGCGUCCCUGGAGCAGCAGCUGGAGCAGGUAAAGUUGGCAUUGCAUCAGCGAGACCAGCAGCUGGAAGCUUUGCAGCAGGAGCACCUGGAGCUGAUGAAGCAGCUCACCGUGACCCAGGAGGUCUUGCAGACCCGGGAGCAGUCCCUCAGCGACCUGCAGACACACUACGACGAGCUGCAGGCACGGCUGGAGGAGCUGCAGGGGGAGGCCGCCUCCAAGGACGAUGCGAUCCACUUCCUGCAGAAUGAGAAGAUCGUCUUGGAGGUGGCUCUGCAAGCGGCCAAGAGCAGCAAGGAGGAACUUGAUAGGGGAGCGAAACUCCUGGAAGAGGGUGCUGAGGAAACGUCGGAAACUUUAGAGCAGUUAAGACAAGAAUUGGCUGUAAAGUCCAGCCAGGUGGAGCACAUGCAGCAGGAAACUGCCACCCUGAAGAGGCAGACGCAGAGAGUCAAGGAGCAGUUUCUUCAACAGAAGGUGAUGGUGGAAGCUUACCGGCGGGAUGCUACCUCCAAAGACCAGCUCAUCAGUGAGCUGAAAGCUACCAAGAAAAGGCUGGACUUGGAGGUGAAGGAGCUGAGGCAAGAGCUGAUUAAACUGCAAGGUGAAAGGAAGUCUGUGGAGGUGGAGCACUCCCAGCUGCAGAAGGAAGUCUCACGGGUGCAUCAGCAGAUGGCCGGCCUUGAAGGGCACCUCCAGUCGGUGCAGAAGGAGCGUGACGAGAUGGAGGCGCAGUUACAGUCUUUGCAGUUUGAUAAAGAGCAGAUGACCACUCUUACAGAGGCGAAUGAGGCGUUAAAGAGACAGAUAGAAGAACUGCAGCAAGAAGCCAGGAAGGCCAUCACCGAACAGAAGCAAAGGAUGAAAUGUCUGGGCUCGGACUUGACCAGUGCACAGAAGGAGAUGAAGACCAAGCACAAAGCCUACGAAAACGCUGUGGGCCUCCUCAGCCGCCGCCUGCAGGAGGCCCUCAGUGCCAAGGAGGCCUCGGAAGCUGAGCUGAGCAGGCUCCGAGCCCAGGUCGCGGACGGCAGCAGCAGCCUCACUCUACGUGAAAGAAUUCAGAGCCUGGAGGCAGAGCUGCAGACGGUGGGUCAGGGCAAGGCGAUGCUGGAGAAGGAGCUCCAGGAGAUCAUUUCACUGACCAGCCAGGAGCUGGAGGAGUACCGGGAGAAGGUGCUGGAGCUUGAGGACGAGCUUCAGGAAUCCAGAGGCUUUAGGAGGAAGAUCAAGCGUCUUGAGGAAAUGAAUAAAAAGUUGGCCCUUGAGUUAGAGCACAAGCGAGGGAGGCUUACGGGCCUGGGACAGUCCAACGCAGCUCUGCGGGAGCACAACAGCAUCCUGGAAACAGCCUUAGCCAAGAGGGAGGCCGACCUCGUCCAGCUGAAUCUUCAGGUGCAGGCAGUUCUGCAGCGCAAAGAGGAGGAGGAUCGCCACAUGAAGCAGAUGGUCCAGGCCUUGCAGAUGGCACUGGAGAAAGAAAAGGAGAGAGUGAACAGCCUCAAGGAGCAGGUUGCUGCCACCAAGGCUGAAGCCGGGCACAGCCGCCGCCACUUCAGGGCCGCCACCUUGGAGCUGAGUGAGGUGAAGAAGGAGCUGCAGGCCAAAGAGCAGCUGGUGCAGAAGCUGCAGGCCGAGGCCGACAGCCUGCGGAUUCAGGAGGGGAAGCAGUCUCAAGAAAUGGUGCAAUUCCAGGAGGAGUUGGCCGAGGCCAGGACCCAGCUUCAGCUCCUGCAGAAGCAGCUGGAUGAGCAGCUGAGCAGACAGCCCGAGGGAAACCAAGAGAUUGAAAAUCUCAAAUGGGAAGUGGAUCAGAAAGAGAGAGAAAUCCAGUCCUUGAAGCAGCAGCUGGACUCAACUGAACAGCAGGGUAGAAAAGAAUUGGAGGGGAUCCAGCAGUUGCUGCAGAAUAUCAAGUCUGAAUUGGAGAUGGUGCAGGAAGAUCUGUCCAUGACUCAGAGAGAGAAGUUUAUGCUCCAAGCCAAAGUGUCCGAGCUGAAGAACAGCAUGAAGACGCUGCUCCAGCAGAACCAGCAGCUGAAGCUGGACCUAAAACGAGGCUCCGCAAAGAAGCAGAGAAAGGAGCCGAAGGGAGAGGCCAGUCCCUCCACCCCCGUGACCCCGGUUAAGAUCCCUGAUUGCCCUGUCCCAGCCUCGCUGCUGGAGGAGCUGCUGAGACCCCCGCCCGCCGUGAGCAAGGAGCCCCUGAGGAGCUUGAAUAGCUGCCUCCAGCAACUGAAGCAGGAGAUGGACAGCCUGCAGCGCCAGAUGGAGGAGCACACCCUCACCGUGCACGAGUCUCUGUCCUCGUGGACUCAGGGCGAAGGCCACCUCGCGGACCCCACCCUGGCCAGCGAGGACGUGGAUCCCAGGGAUGCCAGCCGGGAACCCCGACGGGGCAGCACCCCUAAGGGGGCACAGGGGCAGUGACCGCAGAGCGCCUCCACCCGCCGCGCUGCUUGUGACGAUGUAGAGGAGUGUUCCUUUAUCGAGAUUAUUUAUUUGAUUGUGUUUUCUAUGUUUUCCUAAGAGAUGAAAUUUUAAGUUUUGCUUUUGCCUUCAAAAAGGAGUAAAAUAAUAGAGGCAAGGGUUAUGGAAACAGUUACUUGCAGGCCACAAUUAGCUUUUCCCACAAAGUGACCAAAUUUUAAAAACCUGCUUUAGGUCUCGGAAACGUGUCCACGUGUCUGCAGGGUCAUUCGUGGAGGUGAUGCCUCGUGCGCGGUGACUGGGCUUGCGGUGGGUCACGCCAUCAGCAGGUGGACGCACGGACGAUCCCCAAUGGCGCCCCAGGACGCGGCAGCGCAUGGUGUCAGUUCCUGCUUGAUCGCUGAGAGCUUUACUUCCCUACAGAAAUGAGAGUAUUUAAAUCUGUAGCUUUUUCUUUUCUUUUUUUUUUUAUAGCCAUGCCACCAUAGGAUGUAUAUAUAAAUAUUGAAAAUCAUUAUCUAAUCUUUAAGAAAUAUAUGCUUAUAUUAUUUAAGAAUGUCCUGAAUUGUCUCUUUCUCAAUGGCCUUUUGGAAAUUUGCCGCUAAGAAAUAAUGUACAUGUAUGAUUUAGGGACUUCAGUCAGAAAACUCUAUUUUGAGAAAUAUAAUUGUUUUCUUUACUGUGUCUUCUAAAACCAAAUAUUCUCACACAGAAGGGUUUUUUUGUUGUGGUUUUGGUACUAGUUUGAGUCUUGCCCUGCACUGCGUGCUCUCUAAACUGCCCUGCCUUUGCAGGUCGGACCCCUGGCCUGUGACAUCUGCUCCGGGCCCAGGCGCCCCUGGACACAGGGCCACGUCCUCAUAGCUGCCAGCAGGCGGGCGGGCUGCAGAGCACCAUGGAGGAGGGGAGGAGGAGGGCGAGAGCCCGCAGGGGGCCCUGUGCUCCUCACCCUGUCACACUCGCAGGGCCAGGCAGUGUGCUGUCCUGCCCCAGAGAAGCCCCGGGUUCUGGGUGGGACCCUGCACUAGGGGGAGAGCUGGUGUGGCCCUGAGGUGUCGCCUGGAAACCUGCGUGAUUCUAAAGGAGGACAGGGCGGGUGCUGUGCGCUUCCUGCUACAGCCUCCGCCUUGCAGAGGUUUAUAAAAGCAGCCCCCCCCCCCGACGUUUGCUGAGAAAAUCUAAACUAAUAUUUAUUAUGAACUGGAGAAGAAUGGAACCCUGUGGUCUGCGUGUGGACUGACUGGUUUGCAGAUGAAGUUGGGAAGUGUCACUGACAGCCCAGAAGCCCUUGUUUAUAUAUUACUUGUGUAUAUUUUGUGAGAAAGCAGUAUGGUAUUCUUCAGCUGUUCAUGUGCUCUUGUAACAUGUUGUUAGGAGGUUAAUCGAUAAGGUUAAAGUAGCGUUCAUUGCAAAGAUGUUUAGUGCUUAAAGAAGAAAUUCCCUAGCAAGUAUUGGAAUUGCUAAAACACGAACAUCAUUUGUAUAGGGUUAAUCUUGAAAUAAUACUUGAAAAGUUCAUUAUAAAUCUAUCUUACUUUUUAAUCUUUUUGCUAAAUUGUUUUUGUGCCAUUAGAAAGGAAAAAUGGUAAUUUAUGUUCUUAUUUAUUUGGGUUAUGUCAUCCUAGGUUUUAAUUUUAAAACCGGGAAAUAACCCUUAGACUGCUUCCGUGGCCGAGCUUCCUCUCCCCACGUGCAGUAGAAGGUGUUCCGCGGAAGGUCCUCUGUGUGCUCCUUCUCUUGGGGCAAACUAAUCCCGGGUGUAGUCAUCAGGGAAAAGGAGCUCUGUGCCUCGCCCCUUCUCCUUCCUUUAGAGCUACCCUCUGCGCGUGUGAGUGUGCAUGCAGAUGUGUGUGUGAGCAUGUGUGUGUGCACGCGUGUGUGCGUGUGUACGCGAACGUGCGUGUGCACGUGGGAAGCAGCACUGCCUCUGUGUCGGCUCCCGCUCGGCUCCGAGUACCCCGGCCUCUGUCUUCUUUCUGAAUCCCCGCAUCUGCCAGUGAGUGCUGGGCUGUGCCCACCCAUUGGAGGGAUGUUUUGUGUUUGCUCCCUGUUAUUUUAAUUUUCAGCCUGGGUUCCCUACCCGAGGCCUUGUGUGAAAGCCGACACUGCCUUAGCCUUCCUGAAGAGGCCACCCUAAAGGGGAAGUUUGACUUCUAAGUUGCCUGCCUCUGGCUGGCUGUGGGACUUACUGGCACAUACCUCCCAGGGCCAGAUUCUUUACUCUUUUUCUUCUUUUUGUGGGCAGAAGUGGGAACUUAAGGAAUUUAUUCAUUGAAAACCAGAGUCAGUUCUCAAGUAUUACUCUGUGAAAACUGUUUGCCGCCACUCAGCGUUGUGCAUAUUCUGCUUGUGCCCACUGUGUCAUGUCCAAGCUGCAAGCAGGGCCGGCGUGGGCACUUCACAAUGUUACUGUUAAUUUUAAGUUCAUCUUGUAGAUUUGUCCACCUUUGCUCUGCCCCUUGGAAGCCGGGACGGGAGCUAUUUCUGACGGAUGGCAAAGUGGCCCCUGGGGCCUGGGGUCCGAUCCUUGGAACCAGCCCUCUUAAGAAGGAUAUCCGGGGGCAGACACAGUUCUCUCGUUGCAACUGGAAGCUUUUCCUAUUGGUCACCGCCUUUCUUAGUUGAAAAAUUUCACUUUAUGCAAAAGCCAUAUGCCUGCAAAGUCACCAUGUUUAAGUUCAUACUUCCAGGAGGUUUUUUUUUUAAUUGAAUAAAAAUGGAAUGCCCCGUGUAAAGGUUUCUCGGAGUGGAGUGAUCAGUGUACUUGAAAAAGGAAUGUUCUGGAGCCACUCUAAAGGAGCCCUGUGACGGGAAUAAGGCUGGGUGGGGAGACCUUUCGAAGCCUGCAAUGAGUUUAUGGGCUGGAAAGUCCAGACACAUCUUUCAUUGCAGGGAGGUCUUGGGUUAUCAUAUGAUCUUCAAGGGAAACAGAGGCUCUAGAAAAUUUGGGUGGUUCUGAGUUGUUAUUAAUUUCUAUUAAAAACUUACUCAUAAAAGGUAGUCCUCAGAUUGGGGCUUUUUAAGGGAAAAGUGGCACCAUGUACAAUGAAUUGUAACUUUGAAAAGCAUGUUAAUUUUUUAAGAAAUUUAAGUGUGCUUGGGAGUUCUUUAACUUUUGUGCAAUAAACUAUUUUUUGGUAAAGAUUUCCAUAU